Penicillium cinerascens is the source of this 2840-nucleotide messenger RNA. Its product is annotated as SMP domain-containing protein. NCBI's taxonomy places the organism in Eukaryota, Fungi, Ascomycota, Eurotiomycetes, Eurotiales, Aspergillaceae. The record is from RefSeq and is a predicted model, not a curated record. Bases 60 to 2840 code for a protein of 926 amino acids. The transcript is spliced from 2 exons. Gene Ontology annotation, molecular function: lipid binding. Gene Ontology annotation, biological process: phospholipid transport. Gene Ontology annotation, cellular component: ERMES complex; endoplasmic reticulum.
GGAUCCAGUCCCCGAAUUAUGGAGCUGUCCGCCCUUCCGCUUUGAUCGACUGGUUCCCGAUGGGUUCGCUCGGCAGCUUCCUUCUUAUCUAUGUGCUGGGGGGACUUACCUUCGUCCCUCUGGUGCUAUCAUUGAUCUUGCUACAUGCCUACCUGACCCUCCCCGAUGCUUCAUCGACACAACAGCCACGUGGAGCUGCCGAUUCCGUUGCUCAGCCCGGCGAUGACGAGUAUAGCUUGAAGUCCGGUACCGACCAGCUGGCUGAGAAGUUCCACCGCACCCACGAUUCUGAUGUAGCCGCUGGUUAUUUUGCUGUCUGUCGCGAAUACGUACCUGGUGGAGUCAAUGGGAAGCCUCCAGAGAGAACAACCCCCGCGGGGGAGGUUGUUGCCACUGAGAGCCCCAGCGUCUAUCAGUCGAUGUAUCGGAGCUUGUUCGACCGCAAACAUGCGCCUAGUAUUGAGCCAGCGAAGGCGAAUGGGAAGAAUACCAAACGGGCACGGAAUGUCUUCUACAUUGUUCUCCGACAUGGCCACCUGAUGCUCUAUGACGAUGCAAACCAAGUGGAAGUACGCUAUGUCAUCUCUCUCGCUCAUCACGAUGUAUCGAUUCAUGCCGGUGAAGGCGACAUCCCGGAGGCCGAGCUGUGGCUCAAGAGGAACGCCAUCUGUCUUUCACGACGACUGGAUUCGCUGGGAGACCUGGGAGGGCCGACACCGCCGUUCUACCUGUUUUCUGAGAACUUGUCAGACAAGGAGGACUUCUAUUUCGCCAUGCUCCAGAACCAGACCAAGCUGUGGUCUUCCGCAGACCGACCCCCGAAACAGCAGGACUUUGAAGUGAAGCACAUUGUGUCCCUGGUGCAAAGACUGCAUUCUUCUGAAGAGCAGCUGCAGACACGCUGGAUCAAUGCUUUCUUUGGACGCCUGUUUCUGGCUCUUUACCAGACUCCACAGCUGGAGGAGUUUGUGCGGAGCAAGAUUGUUAAGAAAAUCUCUCGCGUGAACAAGCCAAACUUCAUCAGCAAGAUUGGUCUACAGAAGAUUGACAUGGGCGAAGGAGCACCCUUCAUUACAAACCCCCGGUUGAAGGAUCUGACGGUGGAUGGCAAUUGCUGCGUGGAGAUGGAUCUUCAAUACGCAGGCAACUUCCGUCUCGAGAUCUCAGCCACAGUCCGUAUCGAUCUAGGUCCUCGUUUUAAGGCAAGAGAGGUCGAUAUCGUGCUGGCAGUGGUGUUGAAGAAACUGGAAGGUCAUUUGCUGGUCCGCUUCAAACCUCCACCCAGCAAUCGACUCUGGAUGUCCUUUGAAACCAUGCCGAGAAUGGUGAUGGACAUCCAGCCCAUUGUCAGUUCGAAGCAGAUCACUUACAGUCUUAUCCUGCGCACUAUCGAGAGUAAAAUCCGUGAAGUGGUGGCGGAAAGUAUUGUGCUGCCGUUCUGGGACGAUGCCCCCUUCCUCGAGACCAUAGGCCAGGCCUUCCGCGGUGGUAUCUGGCAGCGAGAUAUGCCAGAAGCCGAUGCCCAGAUGGAAAUCCCGGAUGAAUCCGGCGAACCUCCGUCAACGCCAAAGAGUGUUCGCGGAGACUCGGUCGAGGUCCUUAAGUCCAAGGAUGAGCGAACAAUGAGCACGCCUGUUCUCUCCGAGUCUAAUCCGGCCAAAGUCAAAGCCCGCAAGCCCUUGAAGGACUCGGCCUCGGCCUCGGAUUUGCAGCCGAAACACUCUGGCGGAACCUCCACCGGCAUCGAAAGAUCCGACAGCAUGCCUCUACCUCGUUCUAUCCGCUCGCAAACCUUCUCCAAUGCAGCUGAUCCGGUUGUAACUGCGGACAAUGCAAACAAGGUUGCAUCACAAACAAAUCCCGACGAUCAGAGCAGCGCGACUAGUGCCAUGAUUGAAAUAUCAAACCGCUCUCCGCCUAACUCUCCGAAUAAAACUCCAAGCAACUCGCCACCUACUGCUGGUAUUAUGAUACCAGAGGGUGCACUUCGCAGCAGAAAUUCCUCCAUCGCAGAAUCUAUCGACAGCGUCGGCCUCGUUAACGAUAAGGUCAUUACAAGCCCUUCAUCCGCUCGCCUUGAGAAUAUAUCCUCCUUCUCCGGUCCACGAAGCUCUCGAGGGAGCUCUACCACCUCGAUGUCCAGCGAGAAGCAGCGCAGGCGCAGUACUAUCGAGACCUUGACCAAGUCGUUCCAACCACCGACGUCCGACGACAAGGCUUCUGGCAACAUGACCAUUGGGUCAGCAACAGCCGCAGCAAAGAAAUGGGGCAUGAGCGUGUUUGGGAAAGGAGAGGCACCCCAGGAUCAGGAUCCGUCUCGAGCACACGCAGGCACCCCGGGUCAACCCAUUGGGCGUGGCCAUCCCCACCCCCCUCCUGGAGCUCCCUUGCCGCGUCCGGACAAAUACGCCCUGAAGAGAAACGCGGGCACUCUGCCGAAGCGGAAGCCCUUGAUGGUUGCACCGCCUUACUCUGAAAGGUCCAACACGGCGGAGCACCGACCCGUACCACCUCCGCCCUUGCCUCGCAGGAAGCCGAUUCCCCCUCAUCUGCGCACUGACAGUGCCGAUGAGGUGCUUGUAGUCGAGGCACCGUUUGAUUCUGGACCGGACAGCCCGGCAGUCGGGGAUGUGGACUCGGAAGAUGGCCCAAGGGAGGCUAUCCUCCUCGAGAGCGAGACCUCGUCCAAAGCCGAUCUAACCGAGACCAAUCAGAAGUGGGAUACUGAAGACAGUCAGGACACUCAAUCAUUGCAGUCUAUUGAUCAGACUAUGGCUUCCACACCUGACAGAAACGAAGCACUGCUGCCCCCCGGACAACUGGAAGUUCCAUCAGUAUGA